AUGGUUUCAGAUUUUGUCGUCCAACAUCCUAGUGGACCAUUUUUUCAGCUUACUGAGAAUGAAUGGAAACAAGCUGUUGCGAAAUAUAAAUCAUUGAACGUCAAUAGUGAUGUUAAUUAUCUCGAUCGUACAGGAACAGCUAGUAUUAACAUUGGAACAGACGCGUAUUUCGAUAAUGAUACGAUUCUGGGACAGUUUGAGAGACUAUUUCAAAUGCUAGAAUUCAAACAAGAAUACAAGGACAAUGCGAUAGAAAUUAUCGUGGACAACGCAAGAACCCUUACUACUAAAUCGUAUUCAUUGCAAGACUUUGGUAAAACCAUUGGCACUCGUUGCCCGGUUGAACAGAUUGAAUAUGUUGAUGAAAAUAACAGAAAAAAAGCUAUUGAUUGUUAUUUUAAAGAGGGAGAAUACAAAGGUAAAUCAAAAGGUUUAGUUCAACUAUGUAAAGAUUUAGGUGUACAAUUACCAGCUAAGAUUAAACUAGAUGAAAUUAUUAAAAUACUUUCAACACAUCCAGCUUUUCAAAAUGUGAGUGGAUACCAUUCCAGUUUUUUCCACACAUAUUCGACCCUAUGUCAUUAA
Molecule: messenger RNA, 585 nt
Organism: Rotaria sp. Silwood2
Lineage: Eukaryota; Metazoa; Rotifera; Eurotatoria; Philodinida; Philodinidae
Source: the annotation of a GenBank genome assembly